Hyalella azteca is the source of this 3162-nucleotide messenger RNA. It is a transcript of the gene Drep2, whose product is annotated as ras-interacting protein RIP3. The record is from RefSeq and is a predicted model, not a curated record. Bases 66 to 1625 code for a protein of 519 amino acids. Lineage: Eukaryota; Metazoa; Arthropoda; Malacostraca; Amphipoda; Hyalellidae. The transcript is spliced from 7 exons. Gene Ontology annotation, biological process: regulation of apoptotic process; apoptotic process.
CGUAGUGGUGGUAGCAGGCGAUGUCUGUCUAAGUCUCGCCCUAAUUCCUCCUUCCCGAUGCCCUAAUGUCGAUUGAGGGUAGGGGGAAGCGCCCGUAUAAAGUAUGGGACAGCGGGCGGACUGUGCGCAAGGGCAUCGUUGUCUCCACCUUCACGGAGCUCGUCGAGAAAGGUCGCGAGAAGUUGGAGUUGGGCGACGUGCGCGUGCGCGUUGUGCUCGAGGCAGACGGUACACAUGUCGACGACGCAGAAUAUUUCAGCAGCCUGCCGGAGAACACAGUCUUCCUGCUGCUGCGGCAAGGCGAGCACUGGUAUCCUGCUGGCGUCGAGGCCAUUAGACAAGCCAUUACCGCCAUACCGAAGAUUGUGUGUGAAACCAUCUACUCUUUGGGGUUACACGAUGAAGCUCCGGUCUGGAAGGUCAUGGAUCAGUACGGCAAGAUAACUGUCGUGCUAUCUUGGGAUCCAUGUCAUCGGGGACCGCCACUCCAGCACGCCUCGCCCCGGAAACCUGCUGGAACUGCGAGAGUGAUCGUGAGUGGCAUAGGAGAGAACGCCGUGCAACGUCAUCACGAAGCCCUGACUUCCCACGCAGUUUUAUCCACGACGCCUUCCAUAACAACUGGAACUCCUGGUGGCAUGGUUCACGGUACCGUCACAACCAUCCUCAGAGACGGCAAGAAAGAGACCAUCAUCAACGAUGUUGGGUCCCUGCAUCAGGGCGCUCUCGUAAAUCAUGACGGGGAACAUAAAACUACGUUCAUAGGGCGGCUCUCCCGCCAAGGUUCUUCUGUCGAGUCCGGUCACUCCGCCAUCCACGUGCACACUCCAGAGUGCUGUACCCGCGGUCACCCCACUCCUGUUCUACCGACCAGGGCUUCGCCCACCGGCGAACAACAGGAGUGUGACUUCCACUGUUGCACACUCCACGAAGAGACCAGCCGUUUGCCGGGUAGAGAUCGGCACCAUCAUCAUCAUCAUCACCAACAACAGCAGACGUCUCAACAUCCAUCAUCUCAACAGAUCCUCAAGCCAACUUCAACUUCGCCAACCCAACAAGAAAUUAGACGAUCUCAUUCAAGCGGUGGCGGGAGCCCAAGUCCGGUGCCAUCCAAACCUGGUUCAAUCAGAUCCAGCAGUCUAGGAAUACCACAGAAAACCUCUUCUCAUGUGCGCUUCCAAGCAGACUAUCGAGCAUCUUCUUCAUCUAGCAUAGAGAAACAAUCUAUACCUACGAUACGUCAUCCUAAAGAUGGCGAUAGCUCAGAAUCUGAAACUGAAAAUACGACAAAUGAUGACGAUGGUCAGUUGUGCCAGAAGUUUUUAUUGUUGAUAGAUCAGCCCUCGAUCGAUGUUAAGCGUCAUUUGUCCAUCAAAGAUAUCGGUGUUAUAUUAGAUCGUCUUUCAUCAAAAAUUGUUGACGUUGAGAGACUGGAUCGCGAGUCGGAAGAAGACGACUGUUUCAACUGGACCAUCAAAGCGAUGAUUCGAGGUGAUUCUUUGCGAGAGUUAGGCGUGCUUUAUGGUGGCCAUUACUAUACGAUUUGUGAACACCCUGCGUAUACCGGCACCAAUGAUGAAGAGGAGGAGGAGGAAGACAAAGAGGACGAGGAGAAUCCAGUGUGACACCAUUCAUACUUGCUCAUGUUCUAUACGUUUCUAAAAUAAUACAUUUUCGCCGAGUACUGACCGGUUGCUUGAUCGCUGGACGCCAUGGCGUUCGUUCGACACAUUUUAUGUGAAUAUGAGUCGGCGUUUGUUGUAAUUGUCUUGUGCGUGAGACAAGUUGAAUGUAUUUACUGCCAAAAUACUUAUUAUUAAUAGCAUAGUCCUGAAUCAAAUGUGUAAAAAGUAAUGUUUGAAAACAUGUCCAUAGCAAAGAACUACAUCUACGCUCACCAGAUAAUUCUUUUGUACGUAACUUUGGUAGUGAGAACAAGUUCGUAAAUUUUUUGAGAAACCCCUUGUCUGGUUGAAGUUGCCUCGCAUUGAAACAAUGCCAAGCUGCUCGAACUUUGAGGAAAUGAUAUAGUCUCGUAUCGAACACAUUAAGUAAUCAGGUUGCAAGCAAGUACAACUUCCAUAACUCGAAACUUUUUACAGUUCAAUGUUCGUACGCGCCUUUCCAUUAUCAUUGUGGGCCUACGGAUCAGUCCCACGUCUACGCUUGGCUCGAAUUGUUGUUUAAGACAGUGUUCAGUGCUCAGUGAUUUCAGUGAAAAAAGCAAAUUGUGUUUAAUUCGAGCUCAUAUAUUUGUCUGAUCAUGGAAGCGUACGAGCAGCCAUCAAAAAUUAUACUGCAGGCCAGACAAUGUCGGAAAUUGGUUUCUUGAAGCAAUUCGAAUACUAUUUCAUAUAUCAGGACUAGUCUGAAUUUUUGGAGAAGAGUGUCAAAAGGCUCCACUCUAUUUUAGAUAGUGUCCUGUAUUACGAACAUCGAGUUACUUUGAAAGAUGUCACUACGCUUAUUAGUGAGGCUUAUAUUCGACAUCUAGUUUUCAAAGCUGUACAAUUUAAGCCAUUACUAGAAAUAGUGAUUUGUGUGCCAUACAAAACGCCAAACGGAAACUUGCUCAUUCAAGACAAUACCCAGCAAAAUGAAGUAGCUCGAUUAUCAGCGGCCAACCGCCGGCCUUUUAUGCGCCGACGAUAAGCUGAUCAAGAUUUUCUUCAGUAGAUCAGCCUCCAAUUUCGUCGUGGUAAAUCGUUCCUAGUUUACAGGUUCUGGUUAUUUCCUAUUGUCAUUGUACGUUUAAGGUGUAAUUAUUUAGUAUUUACGUCACUGAUUUUUGGUGUGUGUCGACUUAAAGAGUUUGGUAGUAAUGAUGUUACCAUUUGGUCAGUUAUUCCAAAGAUUUAUUCAAAUUAUGGGUUUAUUAGUGCACUGUAUUGUACUACUAUUGUAUGAAGAUUCGCUAAGUCAGGCAUGAGAAGAUAGCCCUCGUUAUUGUUAAAAGUUGAUAAGCUCAUGAUUUUUUAAACAAGCAGUUGAUUAUUGCUUCAAAUCCUGGAAUUACCUUCACAAGCGAAAUUAAACUCCAGUUGCAUUCUUCCAUUUAAGAUUUUUCUCCAAAAGGUAAACUUGGAAACAUAAACAAACAUUAGCAUCGAUGCAAACAAAGAAAAAUUUCCUCCAUCGACGUGUAGUUAAAUACUAAUAUUU